UUUGACAAAAAAUUUAAUAGGUAUUUAAAUUGAAUAAAAAUUAAACAAGUGUUGCAUUAUCAAUGAUAACGAAGUAAAAUCGUACAAAAAUAUAAUGUGUUCAAUGUGUUUUUGCCCGACUUGUCCAGCUAUAUUACCUUGUGGGACGGGUCCGUGCACGUUUUCUUGUCCACCACCAGCGCCAUGUUGCCAGCCUUGCUGUCCUCCUCCCGUACCAUGCACCCCGUGCCCACCCUGUAUUUGUAAACCGAACUUUAGACCACCACCGGCUCCAGUUAUACCGGAUUGUGUACCACCUAUAGUUCCCAUAUUUCCUUGUUGCAAGCCUCGCCGAGCGCCACCUAGCGACCCACCUCCCUAUCCUCCACCGAAGCCUGUCUGUUGCCCACCAGUUUUACCUUGUUGCCCACCUCCAGAACCUUGUGAUCCUCCACCAGUCUGUCCUUGCGUCGAACCGAUAAAUUGCUAUCAACCAGUAUUGCCUUGCUGUAAUCCCCAAUGUCCACCGCCGAUUCUUCCCAAACAGCGCCCUAUAUGUCCGAGAGCUCCACCAGCACCGUACCCUUGCUUACCUGUGUGUCGAAGUUGCUGCCCUGACUGCGAACUAGACCCAGUUACCCGACGCAGACCUCUCAUUGUCCAUGACAGCGUUUUCGCUAAUAGACCGUCAGCUUUUCCCAAAGAAUGCUUCAAUAGACGCAAUCAAAAUGUCCGCUAUUCAGUAUGCAAUUACUUUAAACAGAGCCCAACACCAAAUCCAUGUUAUCAUGUUCCUGUUCCAUUGAGGUAACACAAGGUCACUGCAAGCUGUAAUUGGGAGGUUUUUUUUACUGAUGUCUGUAAAAAAACAAAAGUUGUUACUAAUUUCGGUAAUUUUGAA
Messenger RNA from Colias croceus (clouded yellow), 880 nucleotides. Its product is annotated as cornifin-A-like. The record is from RefSeq and is a predicted model, not a curated record. NCBI's taxonomy places the organism in Eukaryota, Metazoa, Arthropoda, Insecta, Lepidoptera, Pieridae. The transcript has 3 exons. The coding region runs from base 95 to 790 and encodes 231 amino acids.